UGUGAGAGAGACAGAGAGAGAGAGCGAGCGAGAGAGAGGAGUGUGUGUAAGCGGAGUGUAUGAGCGUGAAGCACCGGGGAUCCUGAGCUUGGAGGAGAGCCGUGUGACUGGAAGGGGGGCUCUUCUGCUUGUGGAUGUAUGUGACAGGACAGCGAUUUUUUUUUGCAGGGGAGCGUACGUGUGCUUGAAUGUGUGUGUGUGAGAGACAGUGAGAGUGGACAUGGCAGUGUGCGUGUGUGUAUAGGUAACAGUGUCGUCGAUCAGCGACAGGCUCUUCGCAUUAUGCAGCCGACGAUGCUCAUCACACUUUGAAGACUGACUCAUCGAGACGGGCUGUGACAGUGGAAGAGACGAAAGAGAGGGAAAGACAGAUGGAUGAAAAAACAGAAAGGCAGUUUUAGGCUCUUGAUGCUUUAGGUCCCUCCAGACCAUCCAAGGGUCUAGUCCGUUUGUGGGACGCCAGUAGCUUCACAGUGGCCCCCCUUGUUCCCCCUCAAAUUGGAAUUGCAGACACAUACCCAGACAGGUAGCCAAAAUUGCCAGAAAAACCCUGAAAGGAAAAUUGAAUCCCCAGUUCUCUGACUUGAAGGAAGAUUUUAUUCAUUUCUGUUCCACGGACUUGGGAAAGAGGAUCUCCUGUUUCGCCGGGUCUUUUUACGCUGGUGAUCAUUCCUUUUUAGGAGAGCAGGAUCUUAUCCCGGAGAUAAGAGGCUGGCAGACAAAACGGGAUAGACACAGGCAUGGCUCGCCUCAACUGGUGCCUGGCUGCCGUCAUCAGCUGGGGCAAGUUCCUCUUUGCCUGCUUCUUUCCUCUGCGGGGGGCCAAGCGAGACAAGCCCGACGAGCUGGAGGGCGUCCACACACACACCUUCAAGCUGAAGCCAUUCAAGAAGGCCAAGAGCUGUGAUAUAUGCAAGCAGGCCAUCACCAAGGAGGGCCUCAUCUGCAAAGCGUGCCGGUUGUCCUGCCAUAAAAAAUGUGAAGUGAAGGUUACCACAUCAUGUCAAACAACUACCAACAAUGAACCGCCUCCCACUCCUCAGCUGCCAUUAAAGCAUGUAGAUACACCGGGAUCUACAAGGUCCUGUAAGAGUGUGGAGAUAAGGCGAAAGCAGUCGAGGAGUCAGAGUGUGGUUCAGGCCAUGGAGGAGAGCUAUGAGGUGGACCUGGUCUACAUCACAGAGAGGAUCAUCUCCGUGUGUUUCCCGGCCGCCGCCGAGGAGCGCAGCUACAUCACUCACCUCAAAGAGGUGGCGACGAUGCUGCGCUCCAAACACGGCGAGCACUAUCUGAUGCUAAACCUGAGCGAGUGGAGGAGCGACUUAUCAAACUUAAACCCCAAGGUUCUUGAGUUUGGCUGGCCGGACCACCAUGCACCGGCCCUGGACAAGAUCUGCAGCAUGUGCAAGGCCAUCGACACGUGGCUCAAUGGAGACCCACGCAAUGUGGUGGUGCUGCACAACAAGGGGAACAGAGGUCGCACUGGGGUGGUGGUGGCUGCUUACAUGCACUACAGCAACAUAUCUGCAAGUGCUGACCAGGCGUUGGACAGAUUCGCCAUGAGAAGAUUCUACGAGGACAAAGCACUCCCCGUGGGUCAGCCAUCACAAAGAAGGUAUGUGCAAUACUUCAAUGGCCUUCUCUCCGGACACAUCAAAAUCAACAACAAGCCCCUGUUCCUGCACCACGUCAUCAUGCACGGCAUUCCCAACUUUGAGUCCAAAGGGGGUUGCCGUCCUUUCCUGAAGAUCUACCAGGCCAUGCAGCCAGUCUACACAUCAGGAAUAUACAAUGUGCAAGGAGACAGCAACACAAGCAUCUGCAUCACCAUCGAACCCGGCCUGCUUCUCAAGGGAGACAUCUUGCUGAAGUGUUAUCACAAGCGGUUCAGAAACCCGACCAGAGACGUGGUGUUCAGGGUGCAGUUCCACACGUGCGCCAUCCACGACCUCGGCGUGGUUUUUGGGAAGAACGAGCUGGACGAGACCUUCAAAGAUGACAGGUUUCCAGAGUACGGGAAGGUGGAGUUUGUUUUCUCAUAUGCACCAGAAAAAAUUAAAGGCCUGAGCCACCUCGAAAACGGCCCGAGCGUCUCUGUGGACUACAACACCCAGGACCACCUGAUCCGCUGGGACUCCUACGAGAACUUUGAACAUCGCAGUGAGGACACCGUGGACGGGGAGCACGAUGUUAUUCACACCCAAGGCCCACUUGAUGGAAGCCUAUAUGCACGGGUCCGCAAGAAAGACUCCCUGGAGGGAGUUGUCACCAUCAAUGGCCUCCCAGUCCAUGAAAACGCCUUGACAAAUGCAGAGCACCCGUUACAGAACCCCAACCACCCCCUCCAAACUACUGAGCACACUCUUCCUGUGACAGGUCACCCCUCCCUCCCUGCAGUCGACCACACACUUUCCGUGAGCAGCGACUCAGGAAACUCGACAGCAUCCGUCAAGACUGAUCGUACAGACGAGCACAGCCAGUCCUUGCAGAGUGCCGCGAACCAUAACAACCAGACUGCCACCCACCCAUCACUCAGCCCGCAGGAGAAAAGAGAGCUUGACCAGCUUCUGAGCGGCCUUGAAGCACCGACCCAUCAACGACAAGCCUACCUGUCCACGUCUACAAGUCCAGGAGGAGGUGUCCGGCACCUGGUUCCAGCACAAGUGCAUGUCAAUGGGGGCCACACAAGACUAGUUGGCGCCCCUGUAACAGACGAACGGGAGACAGAUAUUCUUGACGACGAACUACCUAAUAGCCAAGAGGGCAACAGUGUGGACAGCUUGGGCACACUUUCAUCCCUUGAAGGUCAGGCGACACCAGGGGAUCUAUACUACCAAUCACAGACACCAAGUAGCAGGCAGAACGACGGGCCUUACCUAGAGAGAGGUGUUCUUGGCGAAAAGUUGAGCGAGAUGCCUGUGCAUGGAGUACGAACGCCAACGGCGAUGCAAGACAGAUCUGCGGACUCUGCAUCGCCACAGGGGGGAUACAGCAACUACCAGAACGGAGAAGGGAUGUACCGUUCUCAGUCCUUUGGGAAUCCACCAGCGAGCAGUCCUGAAACCAACGCUAAACUGAUGCCAAGGGCCCCAGAGCGGAGUACCAGUAGCAGGGAGGCUGUUCAAAGAGGCCUGACUAACUGGCACCAGUAUAGCCUCCCAGAUGAUCCGUUUGGCCCUCCUCUUCAGUCAACCCACAGCUUGCCUCACUUCCCAGCCUCACAGCGGGACAUUGAGCAGUCCAUCGAGGCGCUCAACAUGCUAAUGCUCGACCUGGACCCAAUCAACUCCCACAUGUCAAAGUCAAACAGUGCACCUCCUGGGGAGAACAGCCUCAGUUCGUCCCAGGUGCCCUUCUCCCAAACCCUUGCAAGACCCUCGUACCAAGCGGACUCUGCCAUCCACGGCUACAACAACUCGGGGUCUGUUAAUAACUCCUUCAAUCAGCCAUUGCGGUCAACUGGUAGAGUCUCAACAAUGUCCAACCAGAGCCCUGUCAUGGAGUCCCCAGUGUAUUCUCCCCAGAGGUCCAACGCAGGCUACCAACACCAGAACACCACCCCGACGCACACUCCCGAGCCGUACAUCCACACACGCCAAGCAGCCCACAACUACCCAAUGGACCCCUCUUCUAAUUUUAACCAGCAGGUGCAAGGAAAACCUGUGAACUCUUUCCCAGGUGGUGGGGUUUCCCACUCUCCAGACCUGCAGAGUUCAUCUCCUUACCAAGGCUACAGUGCCUCUUCCUCUCCCCUCCCCACACUCACCCCACAGCCCAAGGAUACAUCCUCUACGUCCUUGCCCAGAGAACAAGAUGCAGAGGAGGAGACGUUAAACUUGGAGGGCUUGGUGGCUCACCGUAUUGCCGAGUACAACGCUCGUAUCCGGGGCAUCAGUGAAAGCAUGACACCGCAAUCUGACCGCCAUCGCUCCUAUUCCUUCUCUGGUGUUAGAUCCAGGGGAAUGACCCCAGAAGUGACGCAGGAGACGGGUCGGCGUCGGACCACCAGUGAGGGACAAUACCAGAGCAGCACGCCACCAGUGGAUUCACCGGAUUUCGCCCACAACCUGGCACUUAACCCAGGAGGAAGACCAAGAGAGGGGCCCAUGCACAGUUACCGAGAAGCGUUCGAGGACGACGAAGCGGACCGGUUUGCCAACAGCCCAAUCAAUAGAGGUGGUGGUGAGAUUUCCCCACAGACCCCCAGCUUCCCCGUGUCGCCACAGACUCCUUACUUCAACAUGUCUCGCUCUCCUCCCGGCUUGGCUAAGACUCCUCUGUCAGCGCUGGGACUGAAGCCUCACCAGCACGAUGGAUCAGACUCUGAAUCUAAUGAUGGAGAUGAAGAAAAUCGUAAUUUCGGGGACUCCAGGGUGCAGCCGUUCAACGCUCCUCUCUCCUCCAGCAGCCCCGUCCAUGGUGUUGAUGGAAGAAGGAUGGGUUCCUCCAAUAGCCCCGCCCCCUCCCACCCUCACAGACCCGCCUCCCCUGAAGGCUCCCAGGUCAACAUCAUGGGCGUCCACACCGUCCCCGGCAGCCCCAACACCCUGCAUCGCACUGUGGCCACCAACACUCCGCCAAGCCCCGCCCUCCAGAGACGACUGGGCCAAGCCAGCCCCUCAUUGGCCAGACACCCUUCUCCUUCUGCAGGCGGCGUCCCAUCCAGCCCUCUGAUUGGCCGGAAAGUGGCAGCCGUGGCAGCCGCCGGCGUGCCUCCGAGCCCUCUGAUGGGUCGCCGGAUGGCCCCGGGCGGCCACGGCACGCCCGACGAGAUGGGAGCUGCGUCCCGCCUGGGGAGCGCGCAACCGCCGGCCACGCCCGCCUUCCCCGUCUCCCCGCAGCUCCCGGAGAAGAGACACAUGUCCAGCGGGGACGCGGAGAGGACGGACAACAAAAAUCUGACGCCCACGCCUGCGAGCGGAGGGAGCACGCCUAACCUGACUGGCGCACACACGCUGCCCGACGUCUCAAAGUCCAUUUACGAUGGAUAUCCAGACAUCAAGAUGAACGUGAAGUUCGUCCAGGACACGUCCAAGUACUGGUACAAGCCGGACAUCACCAGAGAGCAAGCCAUCAACCUGCUGAAGGACAGGGAGCCCGGCGCGUUCAUCAUCAGGGACAGCCACUCCUUCCGCGGAGCCUACGGCCUCGCCAUGAAGGUGGCCUGCCCGCCGCCGACCAUCCAACAGAACAAGAAAGCUGGAGACAUGACGAACGAGCUGGUGAGGCACUUCCUCAUCGAGACGAGCGCUAAAGGCGUGCGGCUGAAGGGCUGUCCUAACGAGCCCUACUUCGGUUGUCUUUCUGCUCUGGUGUACCAACACUCCAUGACUCCUCUCGCUCUGCCCUGUAAGCUGAUGAUCCCCGCCAAAGACCCGAAUGAAGAGGCGCUGGAACUUGCAACGCCCACGGAUCCGGUGGUUGACUUUCUGAAACAGGGAGCAGUGCAGAAAGUCCCUGAGGAUGCUCAUGCGUGCAGCGUCCUUUACAUCAACUCUGUGGACAUGGAGUCUCUCACGGGGCCUCAGGCCGUCGCCAAGGCGAUCACUCAGACUCUGUCCACCAACCCGCUGCCUGCCGCCACCACCGUCCACUUCAAAGUGUCCUCGCAGGGCAUCACGCUCACCGACAGCCAGAGGAAACUUUUCUUCAGGCGACACUACCCCCUCAACACAGUGACCUACUGUGACACCGACCCCCAGGACAGAAAAUGGGGGAAAGAAGGAGGAGGCUCCGUGAGGCUUUUUGGAUUUGUGGCGAGGAAACAAGGAAGCACAACAGACAAUGUGAGCCACCUGUUUGCAGAGCUGGACCCCGAUCAGCCCGCCUCCGCCAUCGUCAGCUUCAUCUCCAAAAUGAUGAAGCGGUGAAACCCCCUCCCACUGAACGUGCAGAUGGCGGUGGCCAUUGUUGAAAUCUCCCAUCGUCGUUCGUUGGUGUCCUCUCCGCCAGGACACGAUGAUGUCCUUCUUUUUUCUGUUUCCUGUUUUUCCCUUCUUUUCUCUCUCUCUCUCUCCCUUUUUUGUCUCUCUGCCUUGCUGGUUUGUCUCGACUUUUUGGGAAAGAUUUGACGCGGAAACAAAGCGCUAGAGGAUGUGCUGCGUGGAGCUGCGGACGUGACAAACAUGGAGGCGAGUGAAGGGAGAAACUGAACUCACAGGGUGACCUGUACCAGAGGAUGAAAAAAAGCUAGCUAAAGACUUAUGGAGGGGAAGCUAAGUGCAGGCGGGAACACGUUAGGACUACGUUUCAGGGUUUUCUGUUGUCGUUUUUGUCGAUUGAUUUACCAAAGGUAGUUGCAACACAAGUGCAAGAAUGAUGUAGCUAUGAAGCCAUUUUGAUUUCCUCUUUUGAAAGAAGAAGUGUCGACAAAACAAAGAUUUAAAAAAAAAAAAAAAAAAAGACGUUCUUGAACUCAUCUUCAGGAAAAAAAAAGUUGGCCUUGACGGCUUUUAGCAAAACAGAAUCUGAAGACCUUAUGCAUGUUAGCUUGAUCUUUAAGCUCGGUUCUUCUACCUUCCACACAGAGAAAAAAAAAAAGAAAAAAAUCAUUGUGAAACCUUUCGAGUGGUCAUCUCCGGGUCUGUUGUGUGUUUGGAAAGGGCUCUGCAGUGAAACAAAGACUGAUUUAAAAACUGCGCACAGCAGACCAGACUUUGAAACUUUAAAAAAAAAAAGAAACAUGCCACGCUACAAAAAAAAGGUCAGCGCACUUUGCAUCGGUCCAAGCCUGAAAUCUCUCAAAUAAUGGAGGACGUUUCGACUGCAAUCAAAGACUUUGUCCACAAGAUGGCGCCACUCACUCAGGCUUGGACCCUCGCCCCUCUCUCCCCCUCCCCCCCCCCCCUUCUUUCGACUCCCAUCACCAACUGCUUGCAGUCUGUUGAAACACACUGGAAACCACCAGGGGGCGACCCCACUCUGGACCUAUGCACUGUCUUCUUUAUGCAUGUUGUUGUCCCCAAAUCUUGCACCCCCCCCCCUCCCUCUCUCCCUCUCUCUCUCUCCCACCGUCCAUCACCACAUUCACUGAAAACAUUCUACGCUUUGUGCUAAAAAAAAAAGAAACAACUCUUAAAAAAAAACAAAAAACCUUUAGACAAGUACAGUGAAGUUGCACGACUUGUCGACAGACUGCAUGAAAUCGAAACAUUUUUUGUACGUUGAGAAACGAAGAAGACGAAGUAGACGAACCCAUUGUUGAAGUAGUCCCUUGACGGUGAGAUGCUUUCUUUCUUUUUUUCUCUUUUUUGGUUUUGGUCCAUUGGAGCCAGGGUUACCUUUCACUGUAUCAAAGACAGUCCCCACUUUCUGUUCCUUCUUCAUCUCACGGUGUCGUCGACAGUUCCAUUUAGAUUCUGUUAGGGCAAAAAAGAAAACGUAAUGUUUCCACACUGUGCGCAAACGCCUGCUUCUGAACACGCUCGAGCAUCACAAUAAGCUAAGGACAAAUUGAUCUUGAUAUAAAUGUACAUAGAUAUACUACUUUGAAAGGUGACAUAGCGAAAAAGUAUUUAUUUUUGUUGCUUUGGUCCCUCAUGAUUACUCAUAUAUACAUAUAUUGUACAGUCUAGAUAAAGAAGAUUACCUAAAAUGGGUCGAGAAAAAAAUAUAGACUUAUUUUGGCUAAUGAUUUCAAAGUCUGACGAUUUUGAAAUGUGUUUGAAUAUAUGGUGUACAUUACUUUGUACAUGUAUAUGUUUGUUUUGUUUCUCAGCUCGUCAUUUUUUUUGAUUUUCCUCUUUGCGUUCUCUUUGAACGAGGUAGGGCAUGAAUGAGAUAGAAGACUUGCAUGGACUGACGCAUUUUCCCUCCAGCGCAGAGUGGCGCUCGUAGACGAGGACAAAAGUGCGCCGUAGCUGGUAGACAUUUAAAAGGUCAAGAAGACGAUUUUAGCCAAAAAAAGGGAAGAAAAAACAAUAAAAACACCCUCAAAUGCAAUAUGAAAACAGCUGUAUGCACCCAUGACAGUUCCUUUUAUCAUUUUGCCAAAGAUUCAAACACUUAACAUCUAUGCUGACUGGCUGCAUGUCGCUUUUUUAUGUUCCAUUUUGUGUGUGUGUGACGCACACGCAGCUUUUGCAGCCAAAUUUACGGAAAUCUACCGUUUUUUUUUUUUUUGUGGUAAAAAGUAACAAGGGGCCUUUAGAUUGACAUUCAUCUGCAGGUGACUUGUUUUGUCUUUUAUUUAUGUCCGGAAACAGGCCUGCUGUGCCCUCACAAUUGGAAGUGUGUGAACAAAGCACUUAUAUUAACGUUAAAAAAAAAAAAAAGGUUAACGAAGUUGGACGCGUCUCACCGUGACGCUUAAAGCUCCACUGCUGCAGCAAUUUUAUUUUUGUGUGUGUGUCUGCCAAAAGGUGUCUUCUCUGACCCUGUUUCGAAAAGCCGCGAUUUAUUUAUUCUUAUUUAUUUGUUUUUAUUUCUUAACAAGACUUCAUUGUCGCAUUAUCACAACGGGCAGCGUCAACGGACGGAGGCGUGCGCGGUGGCCGCGAAUUCAGAGCAAAACAGGUCGAGCGCACGAGAGAGACGAUCAGUCUGAAGACGUUUUUGAAAACAUCUCUGAAUGAAAUCCUGGAUUUGCUCUGUGCCAAGCGUCACCGCUGUGGAAGAGACGCUGUGCACAUGAGGGGACUGGUUGUAUGAAUGUGCUUCGACAUGGAUGUACAAAAAAAAAAAAAGGGUCUCCGAUUUUGUUUGCGCUUCUCAUUUACAUUAUAUUGUCAUGGCUUACCUGUUCCUAAGGAGAAAAAAAAACAUUAAAGCAAUACAAAUCAGUUACAUUAAA
Labrus mixtus (cuckoo wrasse) is the source of this 8791-nucleotide messenger RNA. RefSeq names its product tensin 1a (gene tns1a). The record is from RefSeq and is a predicted model, not a curated record. NCBI's taxonomy places the organism in Eukaryota, Metazoa, Chordata, Actinopteri, Labriformes, Labridae. Gene Ontology annotation, biological process: fibroblast migration. The transcript has 35 exons. Gene Ontology annotation, molecular function: protein binding. The coding region runs from base 741 to 5870 and encodes 1709 amino acids.